GGUGAAAGGUCAGGAGGUGAUCGCGCUCCCUGAAUCUGUUCAGCGAGUCUGGAGAUUGAGGAAUCGGGGAUGCUAUACAUGGCGCCCACUGAUAGGCUCUGCCUGUGAGAGAGAGAGAGAAGGGACGGCAGCUGUGGGCACGGACCUAGCGGUACAGAUUCAAUUUAUGAAGCUGAAAGUGAAGGCUCCUGAAUGUAUAUUUGAAGAUGAGGCGAUUAAAUAAGAAGAAAGCACUGAAUUUAGUGAAGGAGCUUGACGCCUUCCCAAAGAUUCCUGAAAGUUAUAUUGAAACUUCCACAAGUGGCGGAACGGUUUCCAUAAUUGCCUUUACCACCAUAGCUCUAUUGUCCAUUAUGGAAUUUUUUGUGUAUUGUGACACAUGGAUGAAAUAUGAUUAUGAAGUAGACAAAGAUUUUGCCAGCAAACUGCGAAUCAAUUUAGAUAUUACAGUUUCAAUGAAAUGUCAUUAUAUUGGUGCAGAUGUCCUAGACUUAGCUGAAACUAUGGUGGCAGCUUCAGAAGGGUUGAAAUAUGAACCAACCGUUUUUGAAUUAUCUUCACGUCAAAGAAUGUGGCAAAGAACACUUCAGAAGAUUCGCAGAAAAGUGCAAGAGGAACAUUCUCUUCAAGAUCUUUUAUUCAAAAGUGCUUUUAAAGGCUCUCCUACUGUAUUGCCACCCAGGGAAGACAGAUUAUCCCACCCACAUGAUGCCUGCAGGAUACAUGGACACUUAUAUGUCAACAAAGUAGCAGGAAAUUUUCACAUAACUGUGGGCAAGGCAAUUCCUCACCCUCGAGGUCAUGCACAUAUGGCAGCUCUCAUUAGUCAUGAUGUGUACAAUUUUUCACACCGAAUAGAUCAUUACUCAUUUGGAGAACCAAUUCCUGGUCUUAUCAAUCCACUGGAUGGAACAGAAAAAAUUGCCAUAGAUCAUAAUCAGAUGUUUCAAUACUUCAUCACAAUUGUGCCAACAAAACUUAAUACCUACAAAUUCUCAGCAGACACUCAUCAGUAUUCAGUCACAGAAAGGGAACGUGUGAUAAACCAUGCAGCAGGCAGCCACGGCGUUUCGGGUAUUUUCAUAAAAUAUGACAUCAGUUCCUUGAUGGUUACAGUGACUGAGCAGCACAUGCCUUUAGGGCAAUUCUUAGUGAGAUUGUGUGGAAUUGUUGGAGGAAUAUUCUCAACAACAGGCAUGCUACAUGGACUUGUGGGUUUUUUAGUUGAUGUCAUCUGUUGUCGUUUCAAACUUGGAGCUUAUAAACCUAAAUUUGUCCCAGUACUUGAUGGCCACAUGAAUAAUCACUCCCUCCCGAUUUCAGAUGACUUUGAUCAUUAACAUCAAGCAGAGAUGAUUAGGGAAUAAAAGCUAUCUGUUAGAUUUUCCCUCAAUUUUAAAUGUGUGCAAUAAAACAUUUUUGGGUUGCACAGCCUUUGUUUAAAUAAAUCGUUAGUUACAUUCUAGUCUCUUUACAAAUUCAAUACCAGUCUAGACAUUACAUGUCAUACCAUUAUUGCCAUAUGACGGACUGGUUCUGAAAUAAUUCAGUGUCUUCACUUAAAAUAAAAAGGGAAAGCAAUCAGUAUUUUGUGGUCAUACAUCAGCAAAUGAGAUGACUGGAAGUCUGACUCCUGAUUUAUUUACACAGUACAAUUCAAUUUGUAAUGUUACAAAUCGACUAAGAAUUUGUUUUUACAUUUUUAUGUGAAUUGCUGAAAUGUGUACACAGGCAGGUUUGUAUCAGAUUUUUUGGUGUAAGCAUAGUAGGAAUAAUUUAAUACAGGGAGUUGUACUGCGCAGGAUAAUCCUGUUACUGAAUCAUCUGUUAAGAAUAAAAUAUAGAAGACACCCUAAAGUCUAUCUGCUUAAAGGCAAUAAUGUUAAUAGCAAGAAUAACCAUGAUAUUAAGAGUUCAUCAUGCUCCCAAUCUCCCUUCCUGUAAAAUAUUUUUCUCUUUUAUUGGCAAAAAAUUGUCUGUAAAUUAGUCUCUGAAUCACAGAAAUUGAAAAUUACAGGUGCAUUGGUCUAUCACUGACCUAUUCUCUGGUUAUCGCUGCUAAAAGCAUCUUGUUCUCUUCAUUAAGUUGAAUUAGAACAGCUGCCUCUCAAUUAUAGAAUUUUUUUUCUAAAUGUUUCUAAUGUUCUUUAUUAAAAAAUAGUAGGUUGGUGAUCUAACAAUGCAUGAAAGUUCUGUCAGGGUUCUAGACCUUUAUAUAUGUGAACCUUGGAAGUAGUCAUGAUUCAGAUGCAUAAGCAUUUGCAUUCACACCAAUAUAGCAUCCCUUCAGUCAGAGUUAGGAGGCAGCGUAUUUGAUACAUAAACUGAACAAUAUAUGUUAGUAAAUUGAGCAUAGCAUGCUGUGCCGUUAGGAGUGUGAAAUCUGAGAGACUGGAUAACGAGGUAGAUCCAUUGUAUUCUGCAUAAUGGGUUAGCCUUCUGAUUUUAUAAUCAUAAUUGUUUUUUAAUUGAAAUCGAAGAUCAACCUGUCACUGGACUUUGAUAGUCAGUUUAGCACCACUUGCCCUCUUGACAAAAAAACUGGCUGGUAACACUGUCUUAAUGAUUAUAUUUUUUAAACUCCAUGUUCAUCAUGGAAAUAGUCAUUCUUUUCACUGUGCACCUAAAAAGACAAACCUGCUCAACUAUGCAGUUUAUGAUUAUACAUGCUUUUAAUUCUACUUUCUGAUACCGCAGAUCGAUUAAAUUGUUACAAGUUUUGCACAGAGAUAAAGUGACUGUACUGCAGGUUUUAGUGAUAUCUCAUUAUUAAUACAACUGCAAGAUUAAUUUUGGUGGAGGUUUAAAAAAUGUUUUUCAUUUUAGUAUUAAAUGAUUUGUCAUGGGAGAAGUCUAAAAAUAAUGAGGAGUUGUACAUUUUCAUUCAGCAAUGUUCAUUGUGUGUCUUUUCUAAAGUCUGCAUAGAUUUUGUACAUGUGUGAUCCCAUUCCAGGUUAGUACAGCGCAACCUUCAACAAUCUACUAUAAAUCAAGAAAUAGUUGUUAUAUUCAUACAGGAUAUGUUGGCUUGUGGAUUUUGUCAUUCUUAAAUCCUGCAAGUUAAUAACACAGAGCAGGAGUAUCUAUAGAAUUUCUGUUGAGCUGUGCUUUAUAUAAUAAAUUUUAAAGCCCCUUUAUUCUGCUCUUCAUGAAGUGUAGGCUGAACUGAUCACUCUUGAUGCAAACACACCCUGAUUUGGUGCUAUUUUUCCUGUUUGAGAUAAGAAAUGUUGUUCAACAACAGUUUAUUUUUGAUGCUAUUUCAGUGCUGAAUCAAAUGUGUCUUGAUUAUAUCUGUUUUACAAGAAAGUACCCACAACCUUCGGUUGCACAAGAUAUUUUUUGUGCUGGUAUUUCUAAUUAAGUUUUUUUUUACUUCUGUUAACAGCAUACAAUAAUAUAACUUUUGAGAAAAAUUUUGCUCUUAAUUUGUGCAUGAAGUUGAGUCAGAGAAGAGCUGCAUAGUUUUAAUAUAUACCAUAAGACACAAAACAAGGCAGUAAUUUUAAUAAUGUUGUAUUUUAGUAUGCUGAAAAUAACAGAAUACUUUAAUUCUAGCCUUGAUAUCUAAGUGAGUUUGGGAUGGCAAAACAAUUACUGGAUCAAUUUUUAACCCUACCAUUGCUGACUUUGUGAUGUUAACCUUACAGAGUUCAAUAGGUGCAUGAGGUGCUUACUUAAACAGAUAGACAUUUCAAAAUUUAUGUAAAUUCUAGAAUUUCUGUUCCUAUCAGAUCAGUGGGAUACAGAAGGUGAAGUGAGAAUGUCUACUCUUGACCUUAAGGCACUAGUCGUGUAUGACUCUAAGAAGCCCUAGUAGAACUGAAGUCCUUGAUGAUCAGGGGAAAAUCUUUCACUGGCAAGUGCCAUGCCUGGCAUAGUGGAAAAUGGUUUUAGUUUUUGGAAGCCAAUCAUCUCAGCAUUGCUGUAGGGAUUCCCUAGGACAGUGUCCUAGGUUCAACUAUCUCCCAUUGCUUUAUCAAAGACUUUUCCUCCAACUUAGAAGUGGAACUAUUCUCUGAUGACUGCAGAGCACUCAGGUAUAUUUGCAACUCCGCAGAUAAUUAAAGAACCCAUACCCACGUGCAGCAAAGCCUGAACAACAUUCAGGCUCAAGCUGACAAGUGGCCAGUGGCAUUCAUGUAAUGCAAAUAUUGGAAAUGACUGUAACAAGAGAGCCUAAUACAUUACCAUCAACUUACCUUCUACCUAUCCACAUUCUGAGGUUAGAUUAACCAGAAACUCUAUAUGAAUGUACCCAGCAUAUAAAUGCUAAGGCUACUAGACCAGCUCAGAGGCUGAAUAAUCUGCAGUGAGUGGCUCACCACCUAAUUCCCAAAGGUUUUCCACCACGUAAAAGGCACAAGCUUGGAAUACUUUUCACUUGCCCGAAUGCAUAUGUGAAUAACAUUUAAGAAGCUUUACACAAUCCAGGACAAAGGAGUCUGCUUAAUGGCACCUCAUCUGCUAAACAUCCAAGAUGUGUAUACCAUGGCUGCAGAUGUACUAUUUACAGGAUGCACUGCAACAACUUGCCACUUCCCGAACCCAUGGCUACCACUUGGAAGGACAAGGCAGCAAGUAGAUGGAAACACCAUCACCUCUAAUUCAUUUGCCAAACCCACACAAUCCUAACUUGGAAACAUACUGCCAUUCCUUCACUGUCACUUGCUUAAAAUCCUGAAUCUCCCUGCCUCAUUACUAUAGGAACACCUUCACCACUCAGACUGCAGCAGUUCAAGAAGAUGGUCCACCAUCAUCUUUUAUAGAGCAACUAGGAAUGGCAAUAAUAAAUGACAGCUUUACCAGUGACGCGCAUACUCCAAGAAUAAAUGUAGGAUCCCAAUAAAAUUUUAACUGGUGUUGGAGCUGGGAAACCGAGCUGAAUACAGAAAAAAAACUAAGUCCAAAACACUCAUUUGUGGAGGCUAGGAGGAGUAGGCCCCAUGAGGACAGGUGCAUCGUCCCUUGACCUAGGCUUUCCCCUUGCAUCACUGCCACUAAUUUGGAAGGUGGCACAAGUAUACACAAUCUUUGCCGUCACUCACCUGGAGCUAUUUUCAUACCUGUUCUGUUGGGAAGUGGAACAAUGGCUCUUAAAUGAGGCUCAACAUUUAAAAUCUGUGGGGCACCCUAUUUCUUAAACUGGGUGGGAAAUCCUGCUCACUGGGGUGGUUUCCAGAAAUCUGCUUAAAGUUAAAAUCUACUUCCUGGGUUAUUCUGUGGGUAAGCUAGAGAGACUUUACUUGAUUUUCUUUUUCCAUCUGGUUGGGUGACCAGAUGACAGGCACACUCUUCAGAUUUAACCAAUGGUUUUCUCAAAAUGGCUGUACGAUAUGUGUAGGCUUGUACCUCAUGAAGACUUGUAGGCAUAAUCCCACAUCAUACAACUCUGUGGAAUCCAACCUUUCACCACCACAGUGCUACCUCAUUUUAUAGCAUGUUAAUUAUUUAGUACUAACUUUAUUGGUUGUUAACAUUAUUAGCUUGAACUGCAAUUUAUAGUUUAAUUUUUUGUAGUCAGUAGUUUGUAACCUCUGUCAAUGAGAUGAAAUUGAUUGCACACAUUUUAUACUAUAUCCCUGCUGACCACAUACAUUGCAAAAGAUUAUGAUUUUGGGUGGAAGAAUCUCUUCGAUGAUGGCAGUGGUGUUUUACUAAAAAUUUGGUAGGUGGUUGGCAUAAUUGCUUGGGUUUGUUUAACGUGAUGAAAAUUUUUGAGACUGUUCCCUGAUGUUUGAUAAUCAUCACAAUGAAAAUACUUUAUUUUCUGUUU
Molecule: messenger RNA, 5776 nt
Organism: Carcharodon carcharias (great white shark)
Lineage: Eukaryota; Metazoa; Chordata; Chondrichthyes; Lamniformes; Lamnidae
Gene: ergic2
Product: ERGIC and golgi 2
Exons: 14
Coding region: 207-1340 (377 amino acids)
Biological process (GO): endoplasmic reticulum to Golgi vesicle-mediated transport; retrograde vesicle-mediated transport, Golgi to endoplasmic reticulum
Cellular component (GO): membrane; endoplasmic reticulum; COPII-coated ER to Golgi transport vesicle
Source: RefSeq, a predicted model, not a curated record